Messenger RNA from Linum trigynum, 1082 nucleotides. The record is from the annotation of a GenBank genome assembly. Lineage: Eukaryota; Viridiplantae; Streptophyta; Magnoliopsida; Malpighiales; Linaceae.
GCAUGGGAUAUAUUAUAGAAAGAAUAAACAACACUCACUCAUAUUCUAGCUACUUCAAUGGGUUUUGGAGCCUGUUUCCGGCGGCCGCCGCGGCAAGAUCACUACUACCUCCGCCACCACGACUCUCCUCCUCCCGCUCCGCCGCCGACCUUUCCUCCUCAUCCGGUACCCUCUUACGGUUUCGCUGACUGGAUCAAGCUCAAGUGCCUAGGACUAGGAGGAGGAAACAACAACAACAACAGAAAGCGGAAGGCGGCGGCCGACGGCGUCAGGAAGCUUAAGAAGAAGCAGGUUCACGCCAGCCGCCGUCACAGUGACGACAGUAUCACUCUGGAGCAGGUUCUGAGGCGGUCUCCGUCGAGGCAGCCACCACCCCACGCCGCCGCCGCCAGCAACAAAGUCUAUCCUAAUAGCAUUGAGUGUUUCUCUUUGGAGAUGCUGCUGGAUAUUGAUGAAGAAGAUCAGAGUGCUGACGUGGAUGGUCGUGAGCAUGACUAUUAUAAUCACGUUGCGAACACCGACGACGUUAGGGAAGGUGGCGCCGGCAGUAGUAGUGCGAGUGGUGGUUCCGAUGAGGGUGACGGGAGAAACAGCAGCAGCAGCAGGAAGAGAAGGGUGAGCUUUAGGCUGCCGGAGGAGGGUGACAUUUUCACCUACGAACCCUCCGACGAUGAUGAGGAAGACGACGACGACAAGGAUAAAAUCAUGAAUAUCGGAGUAUACUACUAUUGACUUUUCCGGACUUGACUUUUCUUUUCUUUGUGGUUUUCUCCGCUACUCUAUAAUUCCCGUCUUCAAGCGUCCAUGUAACUUUGUCUUCUUCUUUUUUUUUUUUGUGUUAUUCCUUCAAACAUUGUUACGGAGAAUUUUCAGCCGGAAUUGUGAUAGGGGGCGGCUUCGGCUAAGAAUAAGACCGAGAAUCACAGUUUAAUUAAUAAUGUCAUAAUGUGGGUAACACUAACAAGAUGUUCAAUAAACUUCGAAAUGGUAUUAGAAUGAAGUACUUCUAUUAUGCUAUAUAAUAUUGGUAUUUUAAUGUACAACUUAAAGUUGUAUCAUAACAUUAAAUGUAUAAGUUUAGA